UGAAUGCGAAAGAUGCAACAGGUGUGGGGGUCGAAUGCUUUGGAAACCAAGCCGCAGAUGCCAUAAACAGCGUUGAACACGGAGCUCGGGGUUAGCGGCUGCCCAUUGCGGAUCGGGUUUGAACGGGACAGCGCCAUAUUCGCGGGUGCCAUGUGAUCAGGGCUGCCGCAGCAGCCAUGGGCCGGAGGCUGAACCUGUCGCACCUGAGCCAGGAGGAGUGCGAGCGCAUUCUGGCCGUCAUCCAGCGCGACCUCGAGCUGCGAGCACGAGAGAAAGAGCGCCUCGGACGCCUUGAGGAAGAGUUGCAAGGCCACGUACGGGGCUCUGCCCACAGAGAGGUCUGUAAGGACGCAGGCAAGAGCUGCUCCCACUGCAGUUCAACGUUCAAUCUUCUCUUCAAUCGAAAACUGGUGUGUCGGGAGUGCGCUUUUGUGUGUCGGGACUGCGCCACGUAUGACUCUCGAGACCGGGGAUGGUACUGCCGCCUCUGUGAGCAGCAGAGGAGCCUGCGUGCACAGUCCUGCGAGUGGUUUUACGAAAACGUAAAGGUCAAAUUUAACCAUUUUGGAAGUACCAAGGUUCUGCUGUCCCUGUAUGGCCCAAAGAAAACAGAUAAGGCAUCUGAUUUAGAAGCUACAGAGCAAGAGGAAUCCGAUGUUCAACAGCAUGUGGAAUCUGUAAUUGAGAGCCUCCUGGGCGAAUCGCUAGAUUCUGCCUCUGUGAGUCGUCUCUACAGGCACCCUCUUUAUGAAAAGACCUUCACUGAUCACAAAGAAAAGCUCUUGGAGGGUGUUUCUCAAUUCACAAGAGCCCUUCUCAUUGCAUUGCAAGGAAAGCAGUGUGAAGGAGACCUGACACCUACUAGCACACAUGCCAGGCUCAAAGAGCUGAUAUUUAGUCUCACUAAGUAUGUGGAUGCUCUUCCAGCUUUGCAGGAGGAACGUAACCUGAAAACGAAAGAUGCAUCUGCCUGUUCUGAUGCUUCUGGCAGUGAUGAUGAAGAUGUUGUUUGUGACACUUAUGAGGAGCUUCUCGUUGUGGCUGUCAUCAAUAAGGCUGUUGAAAUGGCUCAACGUAAAUACGCAACGGACGGUUCAGCUGGGGAUUUGAAAAAUGCAUGUGAACCUGACAUCAUCAGGACAGCAAAAAAAGAACAUAUUGAUGUCGGCUGCCAAUCAGACAUCCCAUUGUCUGACUCUGGACAGGAAGAGGAAGAGUUCACGGAGGAAACUGAGUCUGACGAGUUCUUCUGGUCACGUGUCAAGGAGGACCCGUUUAAGUAUAUUAUUGAGGAAAAAAUUGAGGAGGAAAUCACCGAGGCUUACACGGAAUCUGACGACGACAGGAAUAGAGCUCUUUCUGACCCCGAGGAGUGCACCAGCAGUUCUCGCAUGCAAGUUCCCUUCACCCUGGAUUUAUCUCGAGAGCAUAGGGUUCCCUUUCCAGAGAUGGGUGUGGACAUUGUCACUCCCUAUGCCUUGGACUCUGACGAGGAAGAGCUAGAAGGAGAUGAUGUUGAUGGCCAUGAGGCCAGUGCCAAAGGCAGUGGGGAUGAUACGCCAGCUCGCAUCUGGACGACGUGUGUGCAGGAUUGGGAGGACAACUGGUUGUUUCGACAGCGAAAGCGCAGUGCUGCCCUUGGUGCCUUCAGGGGUGGUCGCUACGCAGCCUACUACGACCCCAUAAACAUGGUCAUUCCUAAUCCCUCGGAUGAUUGCGGACGGGUACGAUUGGGAAGCAGGGACCUUGAUGAACUUUCAGAAAUGUCUGAGAAGCUUUCUGUUGGUUCUUUAGAAUUGUCUAGUGCAUCGGACUCUGAAGAGGACUUGGGUGCGAAUGAGGUUUUUGAGAAGGAGGCCACGAAAGUAGCCACCAUCAAUGGUAACGGCAAGAGUGCUACAGGCCCACGGAAAUCUGUUGAUGCUCCGACCAAUUGGAAGUACAAAUCACUCGUAGAGGAUGAAAAAGACAACAGGGGUUUCCCAAAGCCACAGCUGAGAGCCUCGCUGCAGAUGAUGCAAGACUCCAAGAGUUCUGGGUGGCCAUUGACAUCAACUCCAAAAAAGGACAAAAAAGAGCAUGUUUCAGCUGCCAAGAUAAUUUUGAAACAGUUGAGGAUACCUGCCUACUCUGAUCCUGGUGCAAGAAAACAGUGCAGAGACCCUACACUGCACUUCAAUUUGCAUCCAGAAGCCAAGACCACAUUACAUUGUGGAAAGAUUGCCAAGUUUGUCUGUGAGGUGUCAACACCGAAGCUGCUGGGUGUUGCCUGGUUUCAAGGCAAGAAUCAGCUGGUGCCAAACGACCAUUGUCGAAUUACUAGGAUUCGUGGAAAAGAAUAUGUCUUAGAGCUUUACAAUGUUGGCAAAAGCGAUGAAGGCACCUACUCUGCUGUUGCCUACACCGACAAAGACGAAGUCUGGUGCGACUUUGCCUUGGCUGUAAGAGCUACGAGCCGUGCCACAAAUGCACCAGACUUCACGGUGGCUCCGCACAUAGUAGAGCUGACUGGAGAUCCCUGGGUGCAAAUCUCGUGCACUGUGAGUGGUUACCCUGAGCCACGAGUUUGGUUCCUACGGGAUGACCUACCCCUUCCUGACAGUGAAGAGGAAAGGUUCUGUGUAGAGAACAAAGGCUAUGGGGAAUGGUGUUUGAGGAUGCAAAGCCCCACACCUGAAGAUGAAGCCAAAUAUACUGCUGUGGCUGGGAACAGUGUUGGCAGAGCUCAUAGCUCAAUCACCUUCCGCCUGUCUGAUCUGAAGGUGAAGCCAGCUUGCAAACGACCAGCCAAAGCAUCCAGUCCUCACGUAAACAAUCACCAGCCUUCUAAGAGCACUGUGGAGAAGGCAGAAUCUGAAGGAAAUCUGCCAGUCGGACGGCAUCCACCUGUGGUCAUACAGCGCACAUGGGCUGAGCGCCAGGCAGCGAUGCAGCCUGCUAAGGUCGCAAGUGGGGAAAGCUCUCUUACUUACGACAACACAUCAACAUUCAAGAAUGUUGAUGAGCAGACAGAGCUUGUGCCUUCGGUUGAACUGCUGAAUGCACCGCCAAAACCCGGAACUAUAGCAGAGCGGGAACAUGCCAAGUGGCUGAAUGCCGUGCCUUUGCCGAACAACCCCUACAGCGUAGAAAACUUGUCGAGGCGGGCCAGUGAAAGUCGCCGAGACUCCCUGACCACUGCCAAAACGAGCUCUUCGUUUGACACACCACUCGAAGACGACAAUGAGGAAGAUGGUUUCUCCUCACCUGUGCUUCCUUCUUCCUACCUGCGGGAUUAUUACAUCAAUAAUCCUAAGCUUGUUGCACAAGUAGAGGCCUCAUCUACAUGGCGAUCAUCUUUACAAAGUGCAAAAUCAUUGACGUCGUCUGGGGACCCUGAGGAAACUCUGCAUUCAUUUGAAGAACAGGUUUACUCUAGUCCUAGAAAGGCAUUCCGCCCAACUGUACACAUGCGGACACUCACAGCAGCUGUCAGCACUCCUCACCUAAACAUCGAAGACGCAACUAGCAUAUUUCCUGAUAAGAAAGUGAUCUUAGAAGAAAAGGCGCUCAAUGGCCAGGGGGAACCCUAUUCAAAAAGAACGUCAUGUAGCAGCUAAACAUCAAGAUGCUUGGUCUAUCAAAAAGGAUUCUGAUGAGCCAUCAAUAAGGCCCCAGGUCAGUCAAUGUACCUGUUCAAAAUAUUUGAGCUCACUUAUCAAGCUUUGCUAAUGCUAAAUGCUCUUGCACUGCUGUUAACAUGAACAUGUUGCCCUUUUCAGCCACUGCCGAGAAAAAGUCUGGUUCGUAAAAAAAACCACUUCACUCAAUGCGUGUGCAGUUGCAUGUUCGUGAUUUGACUCUUAAAUGUUGUCCUUGUGUUCCUUGUCACUUCCCUGCUGCUUUAUGUGAAGACCACCUUGUUGUAUGCAUGGGUCUGUGUGCACACGCCUGUAUACACAGCAUUCGUGUGCUUGUUCCUGUGCCCUUAUGCAUUGAACACGUUGAGAGUAUUAUGGCUUUUGUCCUUUUACAACUUUUUUACCAAGUGCGAUAUCUUGGUCGUCUAUUCAUCAUAUCAGAGGCUCGUGUUUUUAUAAGUUUUCAGACUGCAGGUGUACAGGUGAUCAAAAAAGUGUCCCUUAAGCUUCGUGAAAUAUGUGGAAAGCAGACACUAUGAACAGCUUAGCCAAAUAUCGCAAUCGUGUAUGGCAGGGAGAGAGUGGUGUGCGAAGCUUUCAUUUUCUCAGGUGCACUCUUUUCACGUGGGUUCUCACUCUUAAAGCACUUUCGUUGCCAUCAAUAGAUAGCAUGCUAUUGGCUGAUAGCCUCUGUAAAUCAAGAGUGGCAUUUGGAUCAGGUGUGCUCCUUCUCAACAGGAGGCGCCACCACGUGCCGGUGCCGUGGCAUAGGCUGCUAGCGUUACGCAGUAGGCACACUAGCGCACAUAAAAAUUGCAACUGAGAAGGGUGAUUGUAUUUCAUCAUGUGUGCUAAAAAUCUUGAGUCCCACUGACUUUCCUUUUUUUCUCAAGCCAUCUGUCCCUUUGUAGAAUUCGGCGCAUUCACUGAGAUGAGAGAAGCGAGUAAGCAUAUGAAGCGUGCAAGAAAUCCCUGUUACUCCUUGUAUCCAGUUAACUAGCGAGGUUCUUGCAGCAAUCUAUUUGCGAGGCUUAGUACUAAGAUCGUUCUAUGAUUACCUAGAAAAUUGGUUUAACAUCCUCUUGAGAAGUUAGUUUGGCAUUUAGCAAACUCCUUAAAUUAAAAGGGAGCAUGCUGCAUUAGUGUUCAGUUGAAGUUCAAAAGUAAGCAAAGCGGUGUUGGUUAAGCUACUUCAGCUUUCUAUGUGCUUUCAUAGGGGCAGACAUACAACUUAUGACAGUGACGAAAUUCCAAGUAAACACUGCGGCAGCUUGGGUACUGAAAGAAGCGAUAGCGGGCUCAUGGUAUCUUU
Rhipicephalus microplus (southern cattle tick) is the source of this 4932-nucleotide messenger RNA. RefSeq lists its product as uncharacterized. Gene Ontology annotation, cellular component: cortical actin cytoskeleton. Lineage: Eukaryota; Metazoa; Arthropoda; Arachnida; Ixodida; Ixodidae. Gene Ontology annotation, biological process: intracellular protein transport. The record is from RefSeq and is a predicted model, not a curated record. Gene Ontology annotation, molecular function: small GTPase binding; actin binding; myosin binding.